AUGAUAAUGCUGGUGGGCAAAGCGAAAACUCCUGAAGACAAGAUCGGGACGCCCUCGGGCUCGCUCUGUAAACACCCCGCGGGAUCGCCCCGCUACGCCUCGGAUGACUCCGAGAGCGAGUCAGAUGGAUCCAUCAGCAAUCGUCAGAUGUCUCUAGGACCAUCGGGUGAAAGGUUCUUAAAGGACAAGAUCGGACAAGCCAAGAUCGACGCCUAUAAGGGACAAUCCAAGAGCAACAUGCCGCAGAGAUCGGCCAGUACCCGCACUGGGCUGGAGGAUCAAGAAGAGGGCGAUCUAAGUCGGUACUUCAAUUCAGCCAUGAAGAAGUACGAGGCGGAUCAACGUACAGCUCAGCGAAUGAAUCGACAGCUAAACCGCUACCCAGAUCGACUUACUUUGCUCCAACCUUCACACGAAAGCCUUGACAUGCCGGAUGUGGAGAUGGAGUCGGUGAGGUCGGACAUUUACCAACAUAUCCAUGAGGCGGCGGAAUGCGACCCGGAUGAUCUAUGGAUGCCCGAACCACGGCGCCCUCAAGUAGCCGCGACCGGUGCGACUACCGGAGGGGGAAACAUCACGCAGAGGAUCAGAAUCUCAGCGAUUUCUGAGCUGAAAGAAUUCUCAGGGAAGGAUCGGGAAGAAGACAAAGCACGAAACUGGAUCGGCAAAGUGAAAUCAGCGUUUAUCCGGGACCAAGCACCGGACAAGGAGAGAUAUCUGGUCUUCGGUGAUCUCAUGGUAGGCCCAGCCCGCUACUGGUACCGACAGCUGAGUAGAUCGACGAGAUUCAAUUGGAAAGAAUUGAUGAACAGUUUUCUUGUGGAGUAUGCGGGACACGGGAUGUCCGCGAGCAGGCAAUACUACCAUGCGAAGAUACCGGUGAUGAAUGGAUUGCCAGCUGCGCGCAAGGAACAUGUCAAUCAUUUCAUUGACACCUUGGACGACCCCGAUCUGUCCAAUCAAUUGCUACUGCUGAAUGUAGAAGACGCGGAGGCCAUGCAAAAGACACUGCAAGGAUAUCAACAAGGGAAAUCGCGUCAAGGGAAAGUGAUGAUGGGAUCGUCCAAAUUCAGACAGAAGGGAACUCAGGGUCCAGCGCUGUCUAAGCCUGCACGAGCGGUAAGGAUGGUCCGUACCGAGGACGUCUGCAGCGAGUCAGGAUCAGACACCUGCGGAUCGGAUUUGGAAAAUCGAUUGAGAUCGAUCCAUAUGGCUGCUACUGCGGAUCGCCGUUCAUCCCCCAAUGACGCUGCAGCAAACGCGAGAUCGGCCGACCCGAACACUCGUCAAGACUAUCAAGACCGCAAUAUGCCAUUGAAGCCGUGUACUCAUUGCGGAUCGACCAAGCAUGGAGAUCACGGUUGUUGGAAGCGGCUCACUUGCCAGAAGUGUGGGCGUAAAGGACACCCCUCUGACAAUUGUUUUUUCGUGUUUCGUGCUUGCGGUGAGAUGCACGACCCGGGGAAGUGUCCCAUGGAGGAGUUCUACAACAUGAUCCGUCAGUGGUACGUCCCGAAUAAGCAUGCGGGGAUGCUACCAGAGAAGGCCGAGAAGAUGUUAAACUAG
Molecule: messenger RNA, 1566 nt
Organism: Peronospora matthiolae
Lineage: Eukaryota; Oomycota; Peronosporomycetes; Peronosporales; Peronosporaceae
Source: the annotation of a GenBank genome assembly